This is a messenger RNA of Racocetra persica, 1781 nucleotides long. NCBI's taxonomy places the organism in Eukaryota, Fungi, Glomeromycota, Glomeromycetes, Diversisporales, Gigasporaceae. The record is from the annotation of a GenBank genome assembly.
GAGGACAAUCUGCGUUGCUUCCAACGUUUUCGCCAACACCCACAAAAUCCAUUAACCUUGAAACUAAUGUUACCGAAAUAUCGUUACCCAAGCCCACUAACCUCGAUAAUAUUGCUAAUUUGGUAGAUGGAUGUGCAAUAAUUCACAAUAAAUUUAAAGCAGCAAACGUACCCGGACAGGAUAUUUCCUUUUCCAUUUCGGAUGUCAGAUCUUGUUAUAAAUCAUUUAAAUUUGAUGAAAACAUAAGAACUGGCACAAUAGAUACUAUUAAGAAAAUUCUCAAUGGAUUUUAUGUUUUUAUCGAUCAAGUUAAUAAACCGCCCAAACCCGGUUUCAAUUUUGACCCAGUUGACAUCUCGAAAGAACUUGAUUCGUUAGCCAAAAAAGAGUACAAUGAUGACUUUGAAUUCGCGACUGAUGUGAUCAACCUGAUAAUUAAGAUGAAAGACCCGCAUACUUUUUACUUUCCAAUUUGUUAUACAAGGUUUACUUUCACUCAACAGCUGGCCCUAUAUUCCACAGUUGCAGAUGAUGGUUCACAGCUGAUCAAAGUCUUUAAGGAUAAUUUGGACUCAAAUAACAAAAAUUGUGUGGUUGAUACGAUCGAUGAUAACCCAGCGCUGGAUGCUAUCAAACAAUACGCACGUGACAAUGUUUUCGUCUCCAAAGAUCUUGGCGUUCGAUUCAAUAUGGCAUUGGCUUCAUUGGCAUUGUUUAAUGGAAAAUUUCAACUUCACCCGAGAUCUUCUCAAUUCAAUAUUCGAUUAAUCUUACCCGAUAAAGAUUCCAUCACUUACACUUUGAAAUGUGGUUCAGAAACUAAAAAAGUUGUAAGAGAAUGGGUAGCUUUUAUAAACGAUGGGGAUGAUCUUAAUAGUUUCUCUGAUUCCGCUUCUUAUUGGUCAAAAUUUUGUGUCAACCCUUCCGCGCCCGCACCUUCUAAGCCUCCUGAAUCUUCCCAACCUUCUAAAUCUGCCCAACCUUCCCAACCUUCUAAAUCUACCCAACUUCUUAAAAAAUCUACUAAACCUCCUAAAUCUACCCAACUUCUUAAGUCCUCAAAACUUCCUAAAUCUCAUCGACUUCCUGGACGUUUCCGAUCUUUUAAACCUAAAUUUUUACGUCAUAAAUUUUCGAAAUCCCUUUUAAAAUUGGGUCGCCGUCCAAUGUAUCGACUUCGAAAUGAUUUUGACCCUCUGAAAAUGAACGAUGCUAAUUUGUUCAAAGAAGAUGUCGUGUUCAGUGAUGCCACGUUAGUUGCUGAUGCAAAAUUGGCACAGUUUUACAAGUUGAAGAGUAAAAGUAAUAUCGGGGUUGCCAUGAUUUCGACCGAAGAAAUUACUGAUCUUUUCACAAGUUAUAAUGAUGCUUUUGUUAGUCUUACGAAAGGUUUCAAUUCAUUGGCAAAUACUGGUGUUACUAAACUCAUUCUUGAUUUGUCGAAUAAUGAAGGUGGUUUAACUAUUAUUGCUCAUUUUAUCAAUAAAAUAUUAUUCCCUGCUACAUAUCCCGCUUUCCCAACCGAUUUUAGCCUUACUGACAUUAAAAAGGCUGCAAUUGAAGCCGUUGACGUUAAAAAUCCACCGUUUUCCUUGUUCGACCGCAAUAUUUAUCUAUCUUCCCCUGUUGUGGAGUUUGUUUGUUAUCAGAUAAGCCUAAUCUGUCCAGGAAAAGAACUUAUUGAUAACGGAGUUUUUGGGAGACCACCAACUGACACAGUUGUAACGUUAUUCAAUUCAACAAUGUGUAAUGCAAUUGACGAACAAGCAGACCCACAAUAA